This is a messenger RNA of Oryzias latipes (Japanese medaka), 2510 nucleotides long. RefSeq names its product casein kinase 2, beta polypeptide (gene csnk2b). Lineage: Eukaryota; Metazoa; Chordata; Actinopteri; Beloniformes; Adrianichthyidae. The record is from RefSeq and is a predicted model, not a curated record. Gene Ontology annotation, molecular function: protein kinase regulator activity. Gene Ontology annotation, cellular component: cytoplasm; protein kinase CK2 complex.
GCAGUAAAACGGAGGAAGAAGAAGAAAAAUCCAGCUAACACCUAGGAAGGGGUGUCCAUCUUAUUUACACCACUGAUAGCUCUAAAUUGUUACGCUAAAAGGUUAUUUUAAUUGCGUAAGCCCUGAGUUCCGGAUCCUCAAAAAUGAGUAGUUCAGAGGAAGUGUCAUGGAUCUCUUGGUUCUGUGGACUGAGGGGAAAUGAGUUUUUCUGUGAGGUGGAUGAAGAUUAUAUUCAAGACAAGUUCAACCUGACAGGCCUCAAUGAACAGGUUCCUCAUUAUCGCCAGGCUCUUGACAUGAUCUUAGAUCUUGAACCAGAUGAAGAGCUGGAGGACAAUCCCAACCAGAGUGACCUGAUAGAGCAGGCGGCAGAGAUGCUGUACGGCCUGAUCCACGCUCGCUAUAUCCUCACUAACCGAGGCAUCGCACAGAUGCUGGAGAAGUAUCAGCAGGGAGAUUUUGGAUAUUGCCCCAGAGUCUACUGUGAGAAUCAGCCCAUGCUUCCUAUUGGCCUGUCAGACAUCCCAGGAGAGGCCAUGGUGAAGCUGUACUGCCCUAAAUGUAUGGACGUCUACACGCCCAAGUCCUCCAGGCAUCACCACACAGACGGAGCCUAUUUCGGCACCGGCUUCCCUCACAUGCUCUUCAUGGUUCACCCCGAGUACCGACCCAAGAGGCCCGCCAAUCAGUUCGUCCCAAGGCUGUACGGAUUCAAGAUCCACCCCAUGGCCUACCAGCUGCAGCUACAAGCGGCGUCCAGCUUCAAGAGUCCAGUCAAGGCCAUCCGCUAACCCCGCCCAACCGCAGGAGGAGGAGGAGGAGUACUGUAAAAGAAAAGACAAGAAUUAUUGAUGAGGAGAGGGGUCACCUGCAGUUUGAGGCUUUGUAGCUGCCCCUUCUCCCCCCACAAAGACUGUAUUAUUUUGGUUUGGAGUAGCAUGUAGGACAAACGUAAAGAUGCUAGCGUGAGGGAGACACAAACACACACAGCCCCCAAACAAAUAAACGUUUUUAUUUUCCUCUUGUCGUUUUACAGCUCUUGUGUCAAACGCAGAAGGAACGCGCUGCGGUCGCAUUAAGAGCACGCUGACGGAGACGCAGUAGCAGCUGGUUGGAUUUAGUCCAGGCUUUUCUGUCAGAUCUCCCUCGUGUGCCGCCGCAGUGCGCCUCCGGAUGGCGGUUCGACCCCCCUCACACCUUUGUUAAACUCAGACUCGGUGAAGUGGAAGGGAAAGCUGCCUUAAGAUCCAGAGAUCUCUUCUUCUUCUGCUCAUGAAGCUUUUUUCCUUCAUUCCUCCACCUGUUUUUGGACUUUUUCUCUUUAAAAUCUCAGCAUCAAAGCAGCAUCCUAAAGAAAGUCUGAGAACCGAAUGAUUCAUGGCUUUAGUUCUUCACUCAUUUAUUUAUACAAGGACAAUAGAAACAGAGUCAUCGUUUGUAUCUGUUGGCUUUUAGUUGUUUUUUUUUUUUUCUCCUGAUCAAAUAACCAGGUUCUGCACAUUUUUCAGCUCCAGGUGAGCUCUUCCUUUCUUUUCCCAAUUUAUCGGAUCUUCAUUUCUUUCCUCUUAAACGGAGAGCCGAUUCACAGCAAAAAGUGAAUCGUUUGGUUUUCCUCUGUAUCUAGAAAAGUUUCCGUUUGUAGUUCCGUUUGGUACUUUAGGAGGUUUUUGUUCUUGACGGGUUUUACUUUAUGUCCAGAUUAGAAGCUCCGAUUGAAGCACACAGACGUUCACCGAAACCAAAAUUAACAAUGCGGCGAGUCUGACGUCUCAAAAGAUUUGUCGGUUAAAAAUAUGUUUCUGUUUAUUGCCAACCAGUCUGGGAGCAGAAGUGUGUCCUUUAGUAAAGAAAAAAACAUCCCAAACUUCAUGGCGACGAGUGAAGUUUGACAUGGCGACUUCUUCACUCCCUUCGUUUUUUUUAUCAUAGGUGCUCUUCCUUUCCCCACCAACUGUACCACAAAUAUUUCCAGGAUAUCCCGAGGCUGCAACCGUAUCCAUAUGUCCCGUUUUGAUGCGUCUGACUUUCGUGGUCUUUGUGUGACUGAAAGAGUGAGCAAGAUUCAGAACUCAAUAAACUUCUAUUUUCUUUUCAAAGUGCGUCUUUUCCUGAUUACAAAAGGUGUCGAUCCUUCUCCUGUCCACACGGGGUCGCCAAACUCAAGUUUUUUCUUCACACUUUUCUUUUUUGUAACCCUUGUGCUCUCCUAGGCACUUUAACAUUGGGAGUUGGGUCAUCUAGGCCCACUACACAGUACGCUGAACCUUUUUUCUUCAAUGAUUUGUGAUCUUCACUGGUGUCCAUGGAUUACAGUAAAUCUUUCCACCUUUAUCCACCUUUGUCAUGGUAGGGAGAACACGUCAAUGUAAGGCUGGGGUCAUCUAAGAUAGCACAAAAUUGACAAAAUUUAAUAUUUAUACACUUUUCCAUUUGGGAAUUUUUUUUCCUGAGGUUGUCGAGUCACAUGUAGCAAAAAUGCUAACAAUAUGAAUAAAUAUUUGGUUUGAUGG